AUGAAUUUAACAGAGUUUUUCGAAAAGUUUAUCAUAGAAAGCUUUUCUGUCUACAAUACGCCCUUUAGAGAUUUUUGGCUCGUAACACUGUUUGUGUUCCGUUUCCUUGCCGUUGAAAUCAUCGGAGAGAAUAUUUUCAAAAGCAACAUUAGCGACGAAGGUGAUGAAGGAUUCAACUGCCUCACCGAUGUCAAGGCCUGUACUCAGCAGUGCUACAACAGAUUUAUCUUCAUGGACCACACGAGGCUGUGGCACUUUCAAGUUUUAUUUUUCUCCCUCCCGAUGGCACUCUUUUACUUUGUUGCUUCAUUCUACAACUCGAAAUAUCACACCCUAAGCAAGGAAUCAGAGAAUCUCCCCGAAAACUCUGCCGAAUAUACAAGAAAUCUUCGCAAAAUCGUUAAAUAUUCACAACUUGAAAACAGAUAUCACAUAAUGAAAGACGUAGAAGAGGAAAAUAAGAAACAAGUCACGUGGCACCCGAAUAUGGGGCGACUGUACAUGUGUCUAUGCAUAGUUCUUAUUGGCAUGGAAUUUGGAUCGCUCUACGCGGUCUACAGCCUCAACGUUUGGCAAAAUAAGAAAGAGCAUUUUUGGGAAUCAUGGAUGAUUCCUCGAGACUACACUUGUACGAUCGGCGCUGACCUGAAUCGUAACUCUUGCACGGACCCAAACGUCCGCUGCUUUCUCGACAAAAGCAAUCAAAAGACGCUUUUCAUGCGCUACAUUGUCUCGAUUCAAGUAUUUUCAAUCGUUCUACUUGUUGGCGACUUUUUCUACGCUGUUAUCCGCUUUCCCCGCUCAAGUCAAUCAUACAGAAAUAGAGUUUUCGGAUCACAAUCACAUAUCAAAAGGGAGAAUAACGAGUUUGGUGUCAUUCAUGAAUCUGUUAACAAAUAA
Messenger RNA from Oikopleura dioica, 900 nucleotides. The record is from the annotation of a GenBank genome assembly. Lineage: Eukaryota; Metazoa; Chordata; Appendicularia; Copelata; Oikopleuridae.